AUGGCCAUUGUCAACACUCUGCUCUUCUUCAUCCUUCUAACGGUAACCACUUCUACCUCCUCACCUUUUCAUUUCCAACACCUUAACGUCGAGGAAGAAAUCGCAGCGACCAAACUCAAGAACCCUCCCAAACAACCGGACAAUUUAGAAGACAAGGACGCAAAAUGGAAACUUCAGCUUUUCCACAGAGACAAAAUCAACACCGGCCCUCACAAGGAUCACACCGCCCGUUUCAACCAACGAAUCAAACGGGACGUCAAAAGGGUGACCUCCCUCCUCCAUCUCCGCCGCCAAAAUAACAGUAACACCUAUUCUUACACGGAAGCAGCGGAAGAAGCGUCUUUCGGAUCCGACGUCGUUUCCGGCACGGAAGAAGGUAGCGGAGAGUAUUUUGUCAGAAUAGGAAUCGGAAGCCCCGCAACGUACCAGUACAUGGUGAUAGAUUCCGGCAGUGACAUCGUGUGGGUCCAGUGCCAGCCCUGCGACCAAUGCUACAACCAAUCUGAUCCCAUAUUCAACCCCGCCCUCUCCGCCUCCUUCGCCGGGGUAUCCUGCUCCUCCGCCGUCUGCGACCAGCUGGACGACGCUGGCUGCCACCAAGGCACGUGUCGGUACGAGGUGGCCUACGGCGAUGGCUCCUACACUCGAGGCACACUCGCGCUGGAAACAAUCACGCUGGGUCGGACCCUCAUCCGGAACACGGCCAUCGGGUGCGGGACCUGGAAUCAGGGCAUGUUCGUGGGAGCGGCUGGGCUUUUGGGCCUGGGUGCUGGACCCAUGUCCUUCGUGGGCCAGCUCGGUGGCCAAACCGGCGGCGCCUUUGCAUACUGUUUACUCUCUCGCGGCACCGCCUCGUCCGGCUCGCUCCAAUUCGGACGCCAGGCAAUGCCCCUGGGAGCGGCGUGGGUCCCACUCAUUCCCAACCCCUUCUUUCCCAGUUUCUACUACGUUGGACUCUCGGGUCUCGGAGUUGGGGGUUCCAGGCUCAACAUAUCGGAGGAUCUUUUCCGGGUAACUGAUUUGGGGGACGGAGGGGCCGUCAUGGACACCGGCACAGCCGUCACGAGGCUUCCCACAGUGGCUUACAAUGCCUUCCGGGACGCUUUUCUUGCGCAGACCACCAACCUGCCCCGGGCACCGGGAGUGUCCAUUUUCGACACGUGCUUUGAUUUGAACGGGUUUGUGACGGUUCGGGUGCCGACGGUGUCGUUUCAUUUUUCCGGCGGGCAGAUCUUGACACUCCCGGCGAGGAAUUUUUUGAUUCCGGCGGAUGACGUGGGGACUUUCUGUUUUGCCUUUGCGGCUUCGCCUUCCGGGCUUUCCAUAAUAGGGAAUAUUCAGCAAGAGGGGAUCCAGAUUUCCGUUGAUGGAGCCAAUGGUUUUGUCGGCUUUGGACCCAAUGUCUGUUAA
Sphenostylis stenocarpa is the source of this 1410-nucleotide messenger RNA. The record is from the annotation of a GenBank genome assembly. NCBI's taxonomy places the organism in Eukaryota, Viridiplantae, Streptophyta, Magnoliopsida, Fabales, Fabaceae.